Messenger RNA from Fragaria vesca subsp. vesca, 739 nucleotides. Its product is annotated as protein BUD31 homolog 1-like. The record is from RefSeq and is a predicted model, not a curated record. Bases 87 to 524 code for a protein of 145 amino acids. Gene Ontology annotation, biological process: mRNA splicing, via spliceosome. Gene Ontology annotation, cellular component: spliceosomal complex; nucleus. The transcript is spliced from 3 exons. Lineage: Eukaryota; Viridiplantae; Streptophyta; Magnoliopsida; Rosales; Rosaceae.
AUAACAGCAUAAAUCGCGAAAUCCCAAACCCUGCCAUCUUCUCUCAGCAACGCCGUCGUAUCUGCUCACCGCUCACCAGGUAGAAAAUGCCGAAGGUAAAGACUAAUCGAGUUACCUACCCAGAAGGCUGGGAACUAAUCGAGCCUACUCUUCGUGAACUGCAAGCAAAGAUGAGAGAAGCUGAGAAUGAUACUCAUGAUGGUAAAAGGAAAUGUGAAACCUUAUGGCCCAUUUUCAAGAUAGCACAUCAAAAGAGUCGCUACAUUUUUGACCUUUACCAUCGCCGAAAAGAAAUUUCCAAGGAAUUGUAUGAGUUCUGCCUGGACCAAGGUUAUGCUGACCGCAAUCUAAUUGCAAAGUGGAAGAAGCCGGGUUAUGAACGCCUUUGCUGUUUAAGGUGCAUGCAGCCUCGGGAUCACAACUUUGCAACCACAUGUGUCUGCCGAGUGCCCAAGCAUCUGAGGGAGGAGAAGGUUAUAGAGUGCGUGCACUGUGGCUGCAGGGGCUGUGCCAGUGGAGAUUGAUUACUGUUCUCUUCUUCAAGUUCAAAUGGUUUGCCCAGUUUAGCCUUUGUCCAUGUGUAGUGAUUGUACCCCCCUUAACUGACCUUGAAUCUUUUCGGCUGGGAGUUGUAAUAGUAUGUCUCAUCUUGCAAGAACAAAUUGUUGUGAUGUUUAACCAAAUGCAAACUUGAAAGCUUAGAAAAAGCAUGCCGUCGUGCAUUAUUUGUUUUGGUUUG